Messenger RNA from Ornithorhynchus anatinus (platypus), 5312 nucleotides. It is a transcript of the gene CCNT1, whose product is annotated as cyclin T1. Lineage: Eukaryota; Metazoa; Chordata; Mammalia; Monotremata; Ornithorhynchidae. The coding region runs from base 48 to 2192 and encodes 714 amino acids. Gene Ontology annotation, molecular function: cyclin-dependent protein serine/threonine kinase activator activity. The transcript is spliced from 9 exons. Gene Ontology annotation, cellular component: nucleus; cyclin/CDK positive transcription elongation factor complex. The record is from RefSeq and is a predicted model, not a curated record. Gene Ontology annotation, biological process: regulation of transcription by RNA polymerase II; positive regulation of DNA-templated transcription, elongation.
GCUCGCCCCCGCCGCCGCCGUCGUCGUCGCCGCCCGGGUGAAGCGCUAUGGAGGGAGCCUCGGCCAAGCGCUGGUACUUCAGCCGGGAGCAGCUGGAGAAGAGCCCGUCCCGCCGCGCCGGGCUCGACCCGGACAAGGAGCUCUCCUACCGGCAGCAGGCGGCCAACCUGCUGCAGGACAUGGGCCAGCGCCUCAACGUUUCCCAGCUGACCAUCAACACCGCUAUCGUGUACAUGCACCGCUUUUACAUGGUCCAGUCCUUCACCCAGUUCCAUCGCAACACGGUGGCCCCAGCAGCCCUGUUCCUAGCGGCUAAAGUAGAAGAGCAGCCCCACAAGCUGGAGCACGUGAUCAAGGUGGCCCACGCCUGCCUCCACUCCCAGGAAACGCUGCCCGACACACGGAGCGAGGCUUACCUGCAACAAGCCCAAGACCUGGUCAUUCUAGAGAGCAUAAUACUGCAAACCCUGGGCUUCGAGAUCACCAUCGACCAUCCGCACACCCACGUGGUGAAAUGCACACAGCUUGUGCGAGCGAGCAAGGAUUUAGCCCAGACAUCAUACUUCAUGGCGACUAACAGCCUGCACCUGACCACAUUCAGCCUGCAGUACACCCCGCCUGUCGUGGCCUGCGUCUGCAUCCACCUGGCCUGCAAGUGGUCCAACUGGGAGAUCCCCGUGUCCACGGACGGCAAGCACUGGUGGGAGUACGUGGACGUCACCGUCACCCUGGAGCUCCUGGACGAGCUGACACAUGAGUUCCUGCAGAUCUUGGAGAAGACCCCCAAUCGCCUCAAGCGUAUCCGCAACUGGAGGGCCUGUCAGGCGGCCAAGAAAUCCAAGGCGGACGAGCCCGGGAAGGACAACGGCCUCUCGGAGCAGACGAUCCUGAGCAUGAUCUCCCGGAGCUCGUCGGACGUGGCAGUGGCGGGCCUGAUGAGCAUGUCGGCCGCCUCGGCCGCGCCCGCCCCGCCCGCCGGGCCGGAGGACUGCGCCUCAGACCCGCUGCAGGGCGAACGCUGGGCCCCGGGGCACUCGUCCAUCAAGCUGGAGGCCGCCCAGGGGCACCGGCCGGGCGAGGGCCCGGCCCUCCUCGGGACGGAGCCCGGCCUGGCGCCGGACGGCGUGGCGGCCUUCCUCGCGCAGAAGCCGGGCGGCAAGGGGACCCCGGCGGCCAAGGUGUCCCUGAAGGAGUACCGGGCCAAGCACGCGGAGGAGCUGGCGGCCCAGAAGCGGCAGCUGGAGAACAUGGAGGCCAACGUCAAGUCGCAGUACGCCUACGCGGCCCAGAACCUCCUGGUCCAGCAGCAGCGGGAGCGCGAGGCCCAGCAGGACGACCACCCGCCGCCCGCGGACCGGGCCGUCCUCAAGGCCAGGCCCCCCCAGGCGGGCGGUGGCGACAAAGCCCUCCCCUCGAGACCCGACGAGAUCAAGAUGCGCAUCAAGGUCCACGCGUCGGCUGACAAGCACGGGCCCGCGGACGAGGGUGGCGGCAAGAGCCGGGAGCACAAGGAGAAGCACAAGAGUCACGCGUCCAACCACCACCACCAUCACCACCACCAUCACCACCAUCACCACAACCACCAGGCCCACAAACACUUGCACGGCCAGCCCGGGGCCGGUAGCAAGCGGCCCCCGGACCCCAAGCACGGCGGCCAGCCGGCCUCCUCGGCCCACAAAGGCUACGGCCCGCCCGGCUCCGUCACCGCCCCCGCCGCCUCCUCCUCGGCCUCCAGCUCCGGUCGCAAGCGGCCCCUCCCCGAGGAACUGGCCGUGGCCUACGAGGUCCCAGCCAAGACCAGCAAGUCGGCCCCUCUGACCUUCCCCUUCCCCCAGCUCCCGUCCGUGCCCCAGCUGGCCGCCCACAGCGUGGACGCCGGCGGCCUCCCCUUCGCCCCGGCCGCCUGCAAGGGCCGGGCCGCCCACGUCAAGGCGGACAAGGGCCCCGCGGGGGCCAACGGGCACAGCGCCCCUCAGCCCAUCGACUACCAGGACACCGUGAACAUGCUCCACUCGCUGCUCAGCGCCCAGGGCAUGCAGCCCAGCCAGCCGCCCGCCUUCGACUUCCUCCACUCGUACGGCGAGUACCUGGCUCCCCGGGCCGGCGGGAUCCCCGCCCGGGCCGCCGACAAGCCCCGGCCGCCCCCGCUCCCCUCGGAACCGCCGCCGCCCCUGCCGCCGCUCCCCAAGUGAGACCACCCCUCCCUCACGCACACCUCCCGUCACCCAUCUCGCCCACACCCACACCUUUUUUUUUUUUUUUUAAAGAAAAAAACUACUGAGUUUGGAUCGUCGGAUCGAUUUUUCCCCUCCCGCCCUCUUGUACCGUGGGGCACAUUCCCGGGGCAGGAGGUGUGUGAGGGGUUGGGGGGGGCCGUGGGGCGCUCUCUACUGCCCCAGAGGUCACUAUUUUAUUAGUUUGGACUGGGAUUGGGGAAAUGAGAGCGCUUUUGAAGCUGUGAAGGUUUGGGAGGUCCGGCUUGGCCACCCCUCCCCAUCCCCCCCCGGCCACUACCGCUUGUUGGGCCGGAGAGGUUGAGUUUGGGGUGGCUUUUUCCUUUUUCUUCAGAAGGGGCAGAAAAAGCAACAACAAAAACCAAAUCACCAUGGUGAAAUUUCUGGGGUUUUUAUAUUAUCAGAGAGGACUAUGGGAGUAUUUAAACCUGUCAUAGAAUCUUUUUAAGAGACUUUUACAAAGUAAUUUAACAAAAGUAAGUUAUCUGUUUAGUUUUUUUAUAUAACCGGGAAGGGGGUUGGGAACGGUAGGAAAUCCCUGAGGUGGGGCGGGGGGUGGGGGGAGGGGGUCAUGAAGGGGCAGGCCUUUGGCCCCAGGGCACCGUGGUCAGCCCAGGCCAACUUGAAGGUUGGGUGCUUGCCUGUCUCCUCUGUCGUUCUUCGUGUCACAAAAAUCAUGCUUCGAUACUGCCCACUCUGGGUGCCCCCUCUCCCUCCGCCAUCUUGUUUUAGAGAGAACGGGGGCGGUCCGGGCUCGUCCAGCGGCCGGCAGCAAUCUCUGGCUCGGCCCGAAGGCUCCUUCCCUCGGACUGGCUUCUGGGGGGUGGCGGGGGCAGCUCCUGUGCUCUUGGGGCCGCCCCGACCUCGGCCGGGUGUUGAGGCCGGGCAGGAAGCUCUCAGAGGGGCCCAGUGCGAAUAGCUCCGGAGGAACCUGGCAGACGCAAUCGCGUUGUGAUUUAUAAUCGUGUGAUAAAUUGCAUUAUGGAAUGGGAGACUUGCCUUUUUUUUUUUUUAAUGGUCAUUUUUAGGGGGACCCAGGCCGCAGGUGCAGUUGGGAAGUCCAGAGAGACUAGCCACUUCCCUCUCCCUUCUCUCCCGUCGGGCCCAGUGGCCCCGCCUGGCCCUGUCCUGGGCAUUUCCCUCACCCCUCCUCCUCCUCCCUCACUUCUCUCCUACCUUAUUGAGCCCGAACCCCAGACUUCUCCCCCAUUUGCUGCUGAAACAGGUCCCUCCCCGGAGGGAGGCCCACCGGCCGGCUACACCCUUGCUCUCCCUCCACCUCUCCACAUACCACUCUGGUCUUAGCGGUUGAGCCCCUCUUGUCUCCGGUACCUGGGCCUGAAGGCUCCUGGCUACCCUGGGUUUCCCCAGCCUCUGGCAGGCAGGAGAGUGAAGCGGGGGAGGUGAAGGCUGGGAGGAGGAGGAGGAGCCCUGAUGAUCCCUCGGGUGCUUAGCUUUGAUCUCUCCUUAUUAGCUUAAGGAAGAACCUGUGAACUGCUCAGGGGAGUUUUGAGCCAGAUCCUAAAGCUACUCUUAGCCUCUUUCAUCUCAACUCCUUUGGCGAAAUGAGAAAUGACUUUUAAAAGCCGCAUCAAAAGGGACCAUUCCUGUCGUUUGGGCCUCCAGGGUUUAGUCUGGUCCUCCCGGGUGCGGGCAGGCGGGCACGUGGUGUCCCAGCCCCACCUGGCAUGUGAAUCCUCGGUUACCUGGACCCUCUAUGAGCCCCCACACAGGCGCCUGGCACCGUGAUGUCUGAGUCUUUCUUCCAGGGACAGAGGGGCUCUGUAUGGAGACCCCAGACUCUUGGGCUCAUCCAAACCUCCGGGGAGGGAAGGUGGGCUCCCUCUGGCCCCUGAAAGCCAGACCUUUCCCCAAAUCCCACUCCCUGGUGCCCCUCGGGCGGAAGCUGAAGGAUUCCCGGCUCUGAGAGAUGGGAGUAGAUCCCGGGAUUAAGUCUGGGCCAGUCUUCUCAAGGAGCUCACCCUUCCAACGCCUCCUACCCUUUUGGCCGAUGGGGUCUUAGGGUCACCUCAGUGAGAGAAAAAGUGAGAUUCUCCCUGGGGAUUUGGGGGGUAGCUGCUUCCUGGCCAGUUUUCUGCAAAGGAAGGGGGCUCCCUGCGAUCUCUGCGGCCCCCGAGACCCUGGGGGAAGGAGAGUUCCCCACUAGCUUGGUACUGUAACCUUCAGGAGAGUGACCUGGGAGAAGAGAUGGUUUCUUUUUUAAUUGUGGGGGGGAGGGGAGGGGAGGGGGAUUAUUUGCUUUUUAAAAAAAUAAUAUGCUUCGUAAGCAUUUUAAUACGAUCUUAGCCGAGGAAAGAAUAAGAGAAUAAUGUUUACUAAAAACGAGCGCUUGCCCCUAAUGCAGAUAUGUACCGAAGGUUGAAAAAUCAGGAAAGACGGACUCAGGUUUGGGUCCCGGCUCACGAGCGCAGAGAGAGAGGGUUGCCUGACAGCACGUUUCAAGUUACGGGCCAGAGCGAGCCACCGUCCACGGGAUCGGGCGGAGAGCUGCCCGGCGGGUAGGGGAGAGAGAAGGGCCGCCUGGUCGUGGGCUCCAUGGCGAAGGACGCAUCAAGCCCAACACUAAGUUUCUGGAUUUGAAACAGCCAUCCUCCCCGCCAUCCCCCCACUCCCAGCCGCGAGAGCACCCCCAAACUCUGGCCCAUAUCCGUAUCAGACCAAAGAACAAGAAAACUAAGAGAAAGAAACCACUGUCCCCGAUGACUGUCACUCAGGUACUACCGUGUGGUAAGAAUUUUGCAUGCGUCCCUCCGUACCGCUCGAGACGAGUCCCUCUGCGGAAAACCGUACCUCCGGCCGCCGGGGUUCUCAGGGCUCCACGUGGACCCCACAGACCUCUCCUGCUGGCGGGCACGGGGAUGGGGGAGCCGGGUAGAGGGUCUGUUUCAGCAAGGGCUCUUUUUACAAAAAUGAAAAAAAAAAAUCAAAGCAACAAAAAAAAAACCCAGGAAGAUGUAUGCCUUUUAUAUUCUGGCUAGCAGUUAUUUGAUAUCGCUGUCGAGUAUGUUUCUCUAUCUGUAUUUAUCCAUCACACCAAUAAAUGUUAAAGGUAAAAGA